Messenger RNA from Aspergillus glaucus CBS 516.65, 929 nucleotides. RefSeq lists its product as uncharacterized. NCBI's taxonomy places the organism in Eukaryota, Fungi, Ascomycota, Eurotiomycetes, Eurotiales, Aspergillaceae. Bases 95 to 697 code for a protein of 200 amino acids. The record is from RefSeq and is a predicted model, not a curated record. The transcript is spliced from 2 exons.
GAGGCUGUAGGCGACGAAUUUAAUUACACGAGGAUAACAUUGAUCUCUAUAGACACAAAGGUGAUAGAAUGAGUGCUUUUUUUAUCUAAACCGAAUGUGUGUGUGUCCGUAUAUGAGGGGUUUGUUCAUCACUCCCCUUCGUACAAUCGCCGCAAAUAUCAAUCUAUCUAAUAAAGCAAUAAUAAUCUGGCAAUUUGAUAAGCGGCGGUUGGACGCGCGCUUCAACUUCUAUCCAGCGAAUGCAUUCUUCGCAUCAAGUAUAUGCGCCAACAGGCCCAGUUGGGCCGCUAUAGCCACCAAAAUUCGCAGGCUAUCUAGUCGAAAUACCGGUGCAAAUGUCUCGUCAAAAUCAUCAUCCGAUUGCUCAUUUCCUCUGGCAACCAGUCUGGCUUUGAAUUGUUCAAUUCGGCCAUCUGGGCCUAGCUUCACAUCAAACACCCAUCUGGUUGACGAAAUGGUCCCUUCAGCUUUCUUUCGGGAUAUGACUCUCCAAGUGCCAAAGCUUAUCAAGGUACUCAGCUCCUUGUGGAUUGCUUCUUUCCACUUUGAGCCAUAUAUCAGAUCAUUCACAGCCUCACUGUAUGAUUUUGGUAUGCGGAUUCCGGCUUUUUCACGUACGGCACAUGCUUUCUCUGCAACCUCAUAUUCUCUAUCAAUUUGCAAUAGCUCCGCAGCUACUGCUAACCUUGCCAACUGAGCUCGCAGGCGCUGAGCUGGACGAUCUGAUGAUUCCUCCCCUUCAGCUUUGCGCUUGCGACUCAAUCCAUCCAUUUGCUGGCUCUCCACUAGCCUUGUUGAUGGUUGGCGGACGCGUUCCGAGCGUCGUACAGGUGUUUUAUCUGGCAUUCUCUCUGUGCCAGCAUUCAAAGGCUCUUCUUCAGUCUCUGGUCGGGUAAUCUUGCAUACUUCUUCAGUUGCAUGCCUUUCAG